Komagataella phaffii GS115 is the source of this 639-nucleotide messenger RNA. Its product is annotated as Cytoplasmic and vacuolar membrane protein involved in late endosome to vacuole transport. NCBI's taxonomy places the organism in Eukaryota, Fungi, Ascomycota, Pichiomycetes, Pichiales, Pichiaceae. Gene Ontology annotation, cellular component: multivesicular body. Bases 1 to 639 code for a protein of 212 amino acids. The record is from RefSeq and is a predicted model, not a curated record. The transcript has a single exon. Gene Ontology annotation, biological process: vesicle budding from membrane; late endosome to vacuole transport via multivesicular body sorting pathway.
AUGAACCGUUUGUUCGGAGGCAGAAGCAACGAACCCAAGCCCAAUCUCAAUGAUGCAAUCAAUAGUAUCGAGGAACGUGUCUCGUCCAUCGAUGUCAAACUCACCAAAGUCAACACUGAGCUCUCUACUUAUCAGCAGAAGCUUUCUCGUAUGAGAGAUGGUCCUGCUAAAAACGCUGUUAAACAGAAGGCGAUGAAGCUACUUAAACAACGUAAACAGCUGGAAGCCCAAAAAGAUCAAUUGGAAUCACAAUCUUGGAACAUGUCUCAAGCUUCCAUGACCACGGAUAAUCUCAAAAACACAAUGAUCACAGUCAGUGCCAUGAAGUCUGCCAAUAAAGAAUUGAAGAAAACGUACGGUAAGAUUGAUAUUGACAAAAUUGAAUCUUUGCAAGACGAAAUGCUUGAUCUGAUAGAUAAAUCUAAUGAGUUGCAGGAUUCAUUGGCCCAAAGUUAUGACGUUCCUGAUGAUAUAAGUGAAUCUGAACUUGAUGCGGAACUAGAUGCUUUAGGAGAGGAGAUGGACUUUGAUGCCGAAUUAGGUGAGUCAAAUGGAUUACCUAGCUAUCUACAGAACAAUGAUGAACUGCCAACAUUUGUUGAUGACGAACAAGAGAAAAAGGAAGAAGUGGCUGCCUGA